This is a messenger RNA of Lepisosteus oculatus (spotted gar), 1855 nucleotides long. The record is from RefSeq and is a predicted model, not a curated record. NCBI's taxonomy places the organism in Eukaryota, Metazoa, Chordata, Actinopteri, Semionotiformes, Lepisosteidae.
AGUAGCUCGCUACGCUACAGAUGUGACCUUCUACCGUAUUCCGGGAUGUCGACUGGAAGACCGUUCUUGUCGCACCAGCGUAUUGUCGACCUCCUACCGCAUUCUGUCGGCCACUGUCGCGAAACUACUUUUUGACCCAUGUGAGUUGAGUUAUUGAAGGGGGUUGUUUUUUUUUUUUUGGUUCUACUUGUCUGGUUACUGUUGCGGGCUUCAGUCGGUGUCCGGAGAGGCAGCAGAAGGGUGGAAGAUGGCGUCGGCCGACGGUGCAAGCAGCAGCAGCAGCAGCAGCAAAGAGGACGAAUUCAUGAGGUAUCGGUCGCCGCUGGUGUCGCGGUACGCCAGCAAGGAGAUGGCUUACAACUUCAGCGACAGGAAGAAAUUCACCACCUGGAGAAAACUGUGGAUCUUUCUCGCCAAAGCGGAGAAGGAGCUGGGGCUGGCCGUCACGGAGGAGCAGAUUGCCGAGAUGGAGAGCCAGGCGGAGGAGAUCGACUUCCCGCGCGCGGCGGAGGAGGAGCCGCCGCCGCCGUGGCGACCGGGGGAAGCCGUUUUUGAGGCCGAGGCGGUUCAGGGCGGCUUUGGGCUCGGGUCCCGGAGACCGACGCGGGGACACGGAGAGGGUGAAACCUGGAAUUCAGGCCUUAACUUUGGUGUCCUGACGCUCUCGCAGGUGGAAGAGCUGGACAGGCUGGUGACGGAAAUGGCCGGCUUCAAAAAGGCGUACCUGGUGACCGGACAGACGUACAGCCGCAAAGUGGACAUAGACUCGCUGGCGGCGCUGGCCAGCCUAGGCGCCACUGUUCACAAGAUUUGCACUGACAUCCGUCUCCUCGCCAACCUGAAAGAGAUCGAGGAGCCCUUUGAGAAGGAGCAGAUCGGCUCCAGUGCCAUGCCCUACAAGAGGAAUCCCAUGCGCAGCGAGCGCUGCUGCAGUCUGGCCCGACACCUCAUGACCCUGCUGUCCGACCCCCUGCAGACCGCCGCCGUGCAGUGGCUGGAGAGGACACUGGACGACAGCGCCAACCGGUACGGGCAGGGGACACGGGGGGACCCCUCCACCUCAGCCACAGCGCCCCGAAAAGAGCAGGCAGCCGUCUCCAGCAGGGGUCCGCAGACCCGCGCGGCCAGCAGAGCGCAGGCAGCGCCCCCCGCAGGCCGGGCCAGAGCAGCGCCUGAGCCCGCAGGCAGCUCCAGCCGAGCACCGCAAACCAGAGCUACCAGCAGGACCCAGACAGCGCCCCCCGCAGGCAGGGCCAGGGGUGCCCCUGGGAAGGAGCGGCCGAAGGAGGCCGAGGAGGAGAAGAAGCCCGGCGAGCUGCCUGGGAGGAAACAGCAGGAAAUAAGCCAGGACCCCCCCAGCCUGGGAUCAGCGGAGGGGGAGACGGACAGUGGGGCGCCGGAGGGGACCCCGCCCUCCUCGGCCACGGACGCAGCCGCCGGCCAGGCGGAGAGUGUGAAGACGCCCCCGCCUUCCUUCGCCCCCCAGGACUUCGUGUUCCAGCCCCCCCAGGGCCUGGGCGCCUUCUCGCUGAACCCCAUGACGCCCCGCAGCGCCGACGCCUUCCUCACGCCCACCUACCACUGGAGCCCCCGGAUACACCCCGCAAGGUCUGAGGCGCGCCCUCGUCCUCUCUUUCUCUCCUUGUCGCUGUGCAGCUGCACGUCUGACAGGGAAGGUGGGGGGGGUGUCCCGUCGUCUUGUCUCGCUCUGCCUCCUUGAGAGCCUCAGCCGUUAAAGAGCACCGCGUUCCCCAAAACCACUGCAGGCGGGGAGAAGAUGGGGCGCCACCCCAUUGUCACCCAGUUGUCUGCAGCACCCCAGGAGAAGCACUGUUGUGAAGCCUGUCUGAUAGGG